This is a messenger RNA of Cyprinodon tularosa, 2513 nucleotides long. RefSeq names its product E3 ubiquitin-protein ligase pellino homolog 1-like. Gene Ontology annotation, biological process: protein K48-linked ubiquitination; regulation of Toll signaling pathway. The transcript is spliced from 7 exons. Lineage: Eukaryota; Metazoa; Chordata; Actinopteri; Cyprinodontiformes; Cyprinodontidae. The record is from RefSeq and is a predicted model, not a curated record. Bases 337 to 1614 code for a protein of 425 amino acids. Gene Ontology annotation, molecular function: ubiquitin protein ligase activity; protein binding.
GACUACUUGUUUCGUCAAAACGCAGCCAGAGAUAGUUUUAGAGACGUAGCGAGACCUCUAGGAGCUUUUCUUUUUUCCCCUCCAUGCUCUCCAAAGUUUAGAAACUAAUUUAUCUACCGGAGGAAAGCAUCGUUUUCCUACAUUUAUUAAUUUAAAGUCAGCUUUGUCUUCUUUUUCGUAGAACAUCUUUCGGUUUUGGAACAAAACCAUCCGUAGAGAGAGGAUCCACGAGUCUAACUUUGAUAAUUUCUGCUGAUGGAGCUGCUCUGACAUUGUUUGAAGCUGUAAGUGAAAGUGGGAAAGUCGUCGAACGUCCCGCCUCAGAACGUCGCACAGAUGUUUUCAUUGGGUCAGGAAAACUUCUCCUCCACUGCUUCCACCAAAGGACCAGUCCGAUAUGGAGAGCUCAUCGUGCUGGGGUGUAACGGCUCUUUGCCGUCUGAGAAGGGGAGGAGAAAAAGCCGCUUUUCUCUGUGUCGCAGAAACAAGGCGAAUGGAGUGAAACCCAGCACCGUUCACACAUCCUGCACGCCUCAGGCCGCCAAGGCUGUCAGCAACAAGGAGCAGCACAGCAUAUCCUACACGCUGUCUAGGGCGCAGACCGUAGUGGUGGAGUACACCCAUGACAGCGACACAGACAUGUUUCAGAUUGGCCGUUCCACAGAGAGCCCCAUCGACUUUGUGGUCACCGACACGGUUCCUGCUGGCCAGAGCGUCGCCGAUGGUCAGACCAUUCAGAGCACCAUCUCCCGCUUCGCCUGUCGCAUCAUCUGCCAAAGGCACCCGCCUUACUCUGCGCGAAUCUACGCCGCCGGCUUCGACUCCUCCAAAAACAUCUUCCUCGGGGAGAAGGCAGCCAAAUGGAGAAUGCAAGAUGGUCAGAUGGACGGACUGACCACAAACGGCGUUCUGGUGAUGCAUCCGCAGCAGGGUUUCACCAAGGGCUCCAGACCUGGUGUGUGGAGGGAAAUCUCUGUCUGCGGAAACGUCUUCAUGCUGCGAGAAACCAGGUCUGCUCAGCAGAGAGGCAAAAUGGUUGUUUCUGAGUACAACGAGCUUGUGGACGGCUCCUUGAUCGACCUCUGUGGGGCCACCCUCCUGUGGCGUACGGCAGAGGGCCUCGCUCGCACCCCCACCGUCAAACACCUGGAGGCGCUGCGGCAGGAUUUCAACGCUGGGCGGCCGCAGUGCCCGGUGGGCUUCAACACCCUGGCCUUCCCCAGCCUGCGCCGAAAGGACGUCUUGGAUGAGAAGCAGCCGUGGGCGUACCUGCGCUGUGGCCAUGUCCACGGCUACCACUGCUGGGGAGGGCGGCGGGAUCCCGAGGUGGAAGCGGAGUGCCAGGAGAGGGAGUGUCCCAUGUGUCGAGCUCCGGGACCCUACGUGCCGCUGUGGCUGGGCUGUGAGCCGGCCUUCUACGUGGACGCCGAGCCUCCCACCCACGCAUUCGUCCCCUGUGGGCACGUCUGCUCGGAGAAGACGACGGCGUACUGGAGUCAGAUCUCGCUGCCGCACGGCACCCACGCCUUCCACGCCGCCUGCCCGUUCUGCAUCCAUCCUCUCAGCGGAGAGACCGGCUUUGUCAGACUCAUCUUCCAGAGCCCACUGGACUAGACGCCCCUUUGACCUCUGUUUGAAGACGGAGGGGAACAGUUUAUAAAACUGAAACUGACUUCAUUAAACACAAAGUGCAUUUAUUGGGUAAAUUCCAGUUACUGUUUUAAAAAUUAAAUGUGUGUCUGCCAGCAAUCUCCUCUAGAGGUGGUUUUAUCUCAUGGAGCAGCUUCAGAAAAACUCUGGGAAGGUGGUGAAAAGCUUAAGUUGCCUUAUUCUAUUUAUUCUUUAGUGGGUUUUUCUAAAGCAGAGAUUAACUGCAGUAGCACUCAGGUGUGACCUUAGAGCUAACCUCAAGUUUUCCUAUUAAAACACUGGAUUAAAAAAAAAACUCUGGGAAUCUUUUAUUUUUACUUUAAAAACAAGCAAGUCCUUCUUUGUCUUGAGAAAUUAUAUUUUGAACUUAAUGCAAGCAAAUGUACAUGUGGGAAACUUAAAAACCUGGAUCCUGUGACCUUUAUAGCAGCAAUUUUUUUUUUUUUUAUAAACAAAAAUCUUUAAUUCAGACACUGUAAAACUACACUUUUACAUAAUGUGAGCAAUAAGGUUUUACCAAACCAUUGUUGAAAUUAUAUGCAACAUUUAUCUCUGCAGCGCCACCAUGUGGCUGAAUUUACCACUUUUUGAAUGUAAGAGAUAACUUUAAAUAUCUGCUUUAUCUACUCCUAAGAAAAUGUUUUAUUUAGCUUUUUAAUGCUUUUCUAUAUCUAUCUUAUCUGUUUUCUUUUAAAAGUUAGUUUACAGGCUUUUUGGGAAAACAUGUUUUUAUUCUGAAUAAUCUGUUACCACUCUAAUGACUAAUGUUUUGUCAUUAUAGAUGUUUGGUCACCGUUGUUCUUAUUGGGUUCUUUUGACUGUUUUUGUACUGUCCAAAAUAAUAAAGACUCUGAUGCUCUUUA